AGCCAAUCUCGCCCUGAUCGCUCCCACCGCCUCCCGUACUUGCGUGAACGUGGAGCCAAGAGGCAUUGCUAGGCGUCCUCUCGAAAAGCCGGCGUGCCGUGGGGUGGGGUGGGGAGAGAAGUGGUUCUUUCCACAGAGGUCGUUUGUCUGUGCUGGGAGUGGGUCAGGACGAUUCCCCCUCUUCUCCAUUUCAUCUGGAAGCGUCUCAAACGCGCCGCAGCAGAGGCAGGGAAUUCACUCAGCCCCGAAAAAAACGAGGUCUCCCAGAGCAACGGUUCUUACGACCUCACAGCCAGGUCCUCUGCCAAAACCUCAGCUUGUGCUGCCAAGCCCCAGCAAGAAGAGAGAACCAGCAGCCAUCUCUAACUUGCCACCUAAGGCAUGGGCAGCAUGGAACUCAGCAGGAGCCUCUACCAUCCAGCCUGCAAAUAGGAGGAAGGCAGAGAUGCAGAGAAUGCUUGAAUAUGCCAAAAGCCUGCUAAAUCUGGCAGGAUUAAUUGGAGAGAAAACUAAAGCAGAUCAAGGUCAACUCUGCUUUGGUGGAGUCAGGGGCUGUUGCUAUUCAGACUAUCAACCUUUAAGCAUUAGAUGGAAAAAAAGAGUUCAUGGUCCUUAACUGAUUUCUCCAGCCCAAAUGCAGCUGCUGCAAUGCAGAUGCCUACCAAGAAAUGGAGGUCAAGUCCACACACUGCCAUUUCACUAUGGUACUUCAGCUCAGCUCAGAAUGGAUAGUACGAAGAAAGAGAUGCUGGAUCAGAAGCCUCUCUUGGAAGUACAAGUAUUACUCUCCAUGGAUUCUGCUCCGGAUAGAGUCAUGGAUGGAGGAGCAGGGGGACUUACAGGGAAAAAGAUACCCUGGGAAAUGAUCACCCCUGUUUGCAGCUUUGAAAAACUCUGAAUCAUUCAGCUUUUGGAGAGCAAUAAGUUUUGACCUGCUAUUUUAGCAUGCUACUAUGGUUGAUGCCUGAUCAUUUCUUUAAUUGCUGAAAAACGUGAUGAGCUACUGCCAAGAAUCUCAUAAGGAAGAUUAUCUACGAGCCAGUGAGGGCUUCCUCAUUUUUCAAGAAGGACAUUAAUAGUGAAAAAUUAAACAAUUAUAACUGAAAUGAAGGUCUUCUCAAAGAUACUAUCAGAAAUGCUAACAACAGGCAUGGUCAGAAGGUGAAUGCUGUGGGAAGCAGCAAAGGAUCUUUCUGCUGGUGGAAAUCUUGAUCUAUAUGCAGCAAACAAUUCAGAUUAUUGCUAUACUUUUGAGUGAUCAGAACUUGAGAGUAUCCGAUGAAAUAUCAGGUUCAUCUGUCAUUGCCUUACUGGAAUUUCUUUUAUAAUUAAGUUUUACUGCCAACAAUUUCAAUAGAUUUUACCCGUGAUAAAUGUGAGGCUGGCCCUUGGAGCAAUACCGCAAAGUGGGAAGAAAAGUGUGGGUAGUUCCAUCAUCUCAUCAUGGUGCUUCCACCUCCAGAUAAGCGCCAUGUGUGUCUUACUACCAUUGUUAUUAUGACCAGCAUGGCAUUCAUGGAUGCUUAUCUGGUAGAGCAGAACCAAGGGCCUCGUAAAAUUGGUGUCUGCAUCAUUGUUCUGGUAGGAGACAUCUGCUUUUUGAUUGUGCUGCGCUAUGUGGCCGUCUGGGUGGGGGCUGAGGUGAAGACAGCCAAACGGGGCUAUGCUAUGAUUCUUUGGUUCCUCUAUAUCUUUGUGCUGGAAAUCAAACUAUAUUUUAUAUUCCAGAACUAUAAGGCUGAUAAGAGAAAUCUGGAGACGGUGGCUAGAAAGGCACUGACCUUGCUUCUCUCUAUUUGUGUGCCAGGAUUGUACCUAGUGCUAGUAGCCUUGGACAGCAUGGAAUAUAUACGUACCUUCCGGAAGAAAGAGGAUUUGCGAGGGCGUCUCUUCUGGGUGGCCUUGGACUUAUUGGAUAUCUUAGAUAUUCAAGCCAACCUGUGGGAACCACAGAAGACUGGUCUGCCAAUCUGGGCAGAAGGACUCAUGUUCUUCUAUUGCUACAUAUUGCUCCUGAUCCUGCCCUGUGUUUCCUUGAGUGAGAUUAGCAUGCAGGGAGAGCAUAUUGCUCCCCAGAAAAUGAUGCUCUACCCUGUCCUGAGUCUGGUGACCAUAAACAUGGUUACCAUAUUCAUCCGAGCCAUUAAUAUGGUCCUGUUUCAAGACAGCAGAGUCUCUACAAUCUUCAUUGGCAAGAAUAUAAUUGCCAUUGCUACCAAGGUCUGCACAUUCCUAGAAUACAAGAAACAAGUGAAGGAGUUCCCACAAAAUGCCAUUGCACUUGAGCUCCAGCAGAACUCGGUGCCCCACAACCAGACCCUCCACAAUACACAAGGCCUUCCUCAUGAGCCAUCCCCCACCAGGGAGAUUUUGGACACAUGAUGAGCCUCUUCUUAGAUAUCAACAUUGGUUCUUGUUUGCUUGGGUGGAGAGAAGGGGCAAAGAAGUAAUACUGCUCUCAUCCCAGCAUAGAGAGCUGCUUCCAGCACAAGAUUUUAACAAAUGGAGGAACAUCCCCUGCAACUCAGGUAUUUCCAAGGGGCCCUCUGGAAAGAAAGCAAAACCAAUGGACCUUCAAAACAGAACCUCAUCCAUUCCAGCAUCUGAUCUUUUCUAUCUGUUUGUUACCUGUGCUUCAAAUUGUAAGGAAUGAAAAUUUGU
Ahaetulla prasina is the source of this 2661-nucleotide messenger RNA. It is a transcript of the gene TMEM121, whose product is annotated as transmembrane protein 121. Bases 1444 to 2382 code for a protein of 312 amino acids. The transcript is spliced from 5 exons. NCBI's taxonomy places the organism in Eukaryota, Metazoa, Chordata, Lepidosauria, Squamata, Colubridae. The record is from RefSeq and is a predicted model, not a curated record.